GGGGACACGGGGAGUAGGUCUAGGCUACCCAUGCACCACGUGAUACGUGGUCUGUGACCGAAUUCAGUUAGGAACAGCGGCAGAUUGCCUUAUUGAAGGCUGCGCGGCGCACUGGGAAUAAUUGAAACGUCGCUAAAUGUUUCUUGUGAUAUUUGGCUGCUUCUCAACAGUGUAAUGAGAUUAAGGAUGUUCAUUUCCCAGUUUGAAACUAAGACUUUCUAACUUUUACUCGGACUUCGUUAUGAAUUUGUAGCGUUUAGUAUGGUUUACAUUCGUUAAGGCAAUGUAUGGGCAACAUUACGUCCUUUGUUGUGGUUUGCGCUCAAGAAGACUGUAAACUUACCAUUGUUAAAAGUCAUAUCUUACUCGUGGAAAGAUACACAAUGGUUUACUCUUCGGCGUAGAAACUUUGGAAUUAUCAGAAGUACAGCAAGCGUGCCCUUCUCUCUUUGCCGAUUUACACCAUGCUGGAUGCGUCGGGACCUGCUGUAAGCGCAUCCAGCGAUGCGACUACGAAUGAUUGAGGCAUUUGCAAUGGAAAGAAGGAUGAACCAGUGAGCCCCUGAACAGUCAGGCCUCUGCAGAGUCUGACUGUCUCAGCUCACCGUCUGCUCCCGAGUGGCAUGUGGAAACCCAUCCAAGUGUGUCCAAGAAUGAGGUUCAAAUACACAAUAUUCUUCGUUGUUGUUGUGGCACUAGUCAUCAUCGAGAAGGAGAACAACAUCAUAUCCCGGGUAUCGGACAAGCUCACGCCCCGGCAGACCCCUCAGACUCCACUGCAGGCCACCAUCAUAGCCUCAGUGGCCGUGCCGAAGCAGAAUGACUCCAGGAGCUCGCUCAGCAAGCCGGACCCAGGCUUCCGGCACAUGAAGAGGCGCCUAGAGAACUUCACAGAGCAGGCCGAACCUGAGCGCCUCUCCUCAUGGGGCAAGAAGCACAUCCUGCUGCUGGCCACCACCCGCACAGGCUCCUCGUUCGUAGGCGAGUUCUUCAACCAGCAAGGGGACAACAUGUUCUACCUGUUUGAGCCACUGUGGCACGUGGAGCGGUCGCUCACCCUGGAGACGGGGGGCACCAAUGCCACGGCGGCCGGACCGGCCUACCGCGAUGUUCUCCAGGGGCUCUUCCUGUGCGACUUCACCCCGCUGGAGGAUUUCAUCGAGCCAGCGCCGGUUGACCACGUCACGCCGUCACUGUUCCGGCGCGAGUCGAGCAGCUCGCUGUGCGAGGAGCCCGUCUGCAGUCCCGUGGUCAAGGGCGUGUUUGAGCGCUACCGGUGCCGCACCCGCCGCUGCGGCCCCCUCAACCUCACGCUGGCGUCCGAGUCCUGCCGCCAGAAGGAGCACCGCGCCAUCAAGUCGGUGCGCGUGAGGCAGCUGGAGACUCUGAGGCCCCUAGCCGAGGACCCCAGACUGGAUGUGAAGUUCAUCCAGCUGGUGAGGGACCCGCGCGCUGUGCUAGCCUCCAGGAUGGUGGCAUUCUCCGCCAAGUACAAGAACUGGAAGAGGUGGGCUGUUGACGGGGAGGUGCCGGUGGAUGACGACGAGGUUCGCAAGCUGAAGGGGAACUGCGACAACAUCAGGCUGUCCGCUGAGGUGGGCCUGAAGCAGCCGGAGUGGCUGCGCGACCGCUACAUGCUAGUGCGUUACGAGGACAUAGCGCGCUUCCCCAUGAGGAAGGCCACAGAGAUGUAUCAGUUUGCCGGCAUCCCGUUUACAUCCAAAGUCAAAGAGUGGAUACUGAAGAACACUCAGGCUUCCAAGGAGGUCAGUGGGGUUUACUCGACCCAGAAAAACUCCUCGGAGCAGGUGGAGAAGUGGAGGUUUAGCAUACCGUUCAAAUUAGCCCAAGUGGUGCAGAAGGUGUGUGGCCCAACUAUGAAGCUCUUUGGGUAUAAAUUCGCAGAGAGCAAAGAGAUGUUAACUGACAAAUCAAUCAGUUUAAUCGCGGAAAAGAAUUUUUCAUAAAUCCUCGUGAACAUAUUUCUUUCCAAACACGACGUGCUAUUUUUCGUCAAGAAGCAAAGUGAUCCAAGUUGAAAUGAUUUAAUAGUUGUUUUGUAUUUAUUGAGGACAACACAUGCUUGAUGCAGUGUUGCGUAGUUACAUAUCCGAAAACUGUAGGAGGUAGACUAUGGGAUAUGGCUUGAUGUUUUUAUUGUUUAUCAAGUAACUGUGUCCAAAAAAGAAUUGUGAAAAUGUUGAAAACUAGAAUACUGGGUAUAAGUUUAAGAAAGAGGGAAACAGAACUUUAUUUAAGUGAUAUUUUUGUUACAAAGUAGUCUAAGGAUAUUGGUUAUAUGGCUUGUGGUGACUGUUAAUAUAUGGCAUCUUUCAGUGUUUUCAUCAUCAUAUCAGAAUAUCAAAAAAUGAAGUGAUGCACAAAUUGUUUUUGGAUAUAAGCUUUUGAAGGCCAAACUGUUUUUAAAGGAGGUGGACAUUAGCAGGAGACAAGCUGCUUUUAGGCCUGAAAGCAACGUGCAAAUGUGCUACAUUUAUAAAAAGUGCCAUUUAUUAAACCGAAUAAGGGAUAUCAGGAUUAAUCCUUCCAUCUUACCAUAUAUGUAUGGAUUGUUUUUCCACUGUUGGACACAUACACAGAGACAUACACACAAACAUGCUCUCUCUCUCUCUCUCUGUCUCACACACACAACAACAGAAGCACGCUUUAACACACAGACUCACACAGACACACCUACACACACCUACACACACUCAGACACCCAGGAAUGCUAGGUUAAUGUGUAUUUCAUGAGGACCCUCCCCUAGGACCCAGAGGUGCAUGUGUGUGUGUGUGUGUGUCUGUGUUCGGUGACUGGGGUGGCAUGUGAGAGCCACAGGUCUGUGUGGGGGCCUCUCCUCCUCUGUACCAGCAGAUGUUUACAACUCCACCGACUGCUUCUCUGACAUUCCUUCUGCAGCUGGCUUGCAGAAACGUGUGACAUUUAUCUCCCGUUUGUCCCUGUUGACACAUGUCUCCUGGCAAACGAUUAGAGGAGACCCAAAGACUGUUUUUCUUUUUUUUUUUUUUUUUUUUGUCUGCUGCGUAACGCUACUGUUUCUCUUCUCUACAUACAUAAAUUCACACGUUCUGCCUUCACUUUUUUUUAUGAGGUCAUGGUUUUGACUCGUCAUCUGGAUUUCAUUGCUUAUGAAAUUAAAUAUUGCUGAUGUCUA
Molecule: messenger RNA, 3176 nt
Organism: Clupea harengus (Atlantic herring)
Lineage: Eukaryota; Metazoa; Chordata; Actinopteri; Clupeiformes; Clupeidae
Product: carbohydrate sulfotransferase 3
Biological process (GO): carbohydrate metabolic process; N-acetylglucosamine metabolic process
Cellular component (GO): Golgi membrane
Molecular function (GO): chondroitin 6-sulfotransferase activity; N-acetylglucosamine 6-O-sulfotransferase activity
Source: RefSeq, a predicted model, not a curated record